AUGACCAAGCCUGUUCUCAUCAUUGGUGCUGGAGUGGUGGGCCUAUCACUUGCCAACAGUCUUAACAAGGUAACGAGGACUUUUGUUGACUCAAUUUACACCGUCUUUCAUCACACAGAGGCUCAUUAUUCCAAGGCAGGUAUCCCUUUCGAGAUUUACGAACGCGAUGAACACAUCUCCGUUCGCGGCCAAGGCUGGGCCAUCACUCUGCACUGGGUCCUGCCCUUUCUGAGAAAGAUGGUUUCACCCGAGACUCUGAAAGGCAUCGACUCUGUCCAAGUAGACCCCGAGACGGGCCGAGUCGACACCGGCAAUUUCGUCUUUAUCAAUCUCGAGACGCUUGAGCCAAAGUUCCGUAUCCCACCCAAUGAGCGGCGCCGCGUCAACCGGGAAAAGUUGAGACACGUUCUACUAAAAGAAGUGGCCGAUCGGGCGCACUGGAACAAGCGUCUAGAUUCCAUAGAAGAAUCAGAGGACGGCGUGGUCGCGGUGUUUACCGACGGCACAAGAGCAGAGGGUGCCACGAUUGUAGGCGCCGAAGGGAACAACUCGCGGACCAGACGCUUCGUCGCUCCCGACACCUACGGGAACAACCGGCUGCCCGUGAGGUUCGUCGCCUCAGCCGCCGACUUUACACCAGCCAAAGUCAAGCCGCUCAGGGACAUUGACCCGUUGCUCUUCCAGGGGUGCCACCUGGUCAGCGGCAACUUCCUCUGGGUCAGCCUGCUGGAGUCGCCAGAGGUCAACAAUACCAAAGGGACCGACGAGGAACGGUACCGCCUCCAGAUCAACAUUUCCUGGCCCGUCAGGACGCCCGAUGACGAGGUGAAGCCGUCCAGCGAGUGGAGGCUGGCCGAGAUGAAGCGGCGGGCAGAAGAGUUCCACCCCAUACUCCGCGACGCCGUGCAUGCCAUCCCAGACGGCUCAGAGACGCUCGAGAUUGUCCUGCAGGACUGGCCGUGCCUCGACUGGGAUAAUCACGGUGGCAAGGUGACGCUGGCGGGGGAUGCCGACCAUGCCAUGACCAUGUACCGAGGGGAGGCUGCCAACCACGGUAUUCUUGACGCGUAUAUGCUAGGGAAGGCACUGAAAGAGGUGCAAAAGAACGGCAAAGGGCUGAAGGAGGCUAUACAGGACUAUGAGGCCGAAGUCAGGGAGCGAACGAGUGCGGCAGUUCUGCUCAGUCGUCAAGCUUGCCUUGAUGCGCAUAAUUGGUCUUGCCUGAAUGAGAACUCUGCUGUAUUGAAGAGACGGGCUAUGAUUAGUCCAUGA
Clonostachys rhizophaga is the source of this 1272-nucleotide messenger RNA. The record is from the annotation of a GenBank genome assembly. Lineage: Eukaryota; Fungi; Ascomycota; Sordariomycetes; Hypocreales; Bionectriaceae.